This is a messenger RNA of Aspergillus niger, 702 nucleotides long. RefSeq lists its product as uncharacterized. Bases 1 to 702 code for a protein of 233 amino acids. The transcript has 4 exons. The record is from RefSeq and is a predicted model, not a curated record. Lineage: Eukaryota; Fungi; Ascomycota; Eurotiomycetes; Eurotiales; Aspergillaceae.
AUGAUCCUCUCAUCAACCCUACUCCCCAUCCUCACCAUUCUCCUCUCCAUCCCUAAUACCCUUGCCCACCCAACCACCGAUGACCUCUCCCUCUCCUUCCGCCUCGCUCCAACCCAGGCGACAGUAAAUCCAACCCCAUCAAAGGCGAGAUCGAAAUCCGCGGCGAAGAUGCCCUCACUUACGACGCAAAAAGUCGACGCCGACGCAGCGGACGUAAACCGCCAAGUAGAAGCCGGCAGCGCAGCCAACAAGCAACCCUUCAAAGAUCCCACCAAGUACGGGAUGAAAGCAUCCCCGGCUACAAACUCCUGGGGAAAUAACAAGGGAUGGGUGUCGGCAGAGGAGUUUCCCUUUGCGUCGACGAAGGAAGGGGGAAAGGACGCCAUCCUCGUAGGCGUGACCAUCAACUCGCAAGACGAACAGAAGCGGUCGCUUCGAAGCUUCUACCAGAAGAACAAGGUCAAGUCGUAUGAUUCUAAGAACAAAAAAUCGAACGGGAGUUGGUUCGAGAUUACCGGGUUUAAGGUGAAGAGUGGGAAGAAUGCGAAGGUUGGGCCAUAUUGCCAGGCUUUCACCGAUAAGAAGCCAGGGAAUGUGUGUAAUGCGAAUACCAAGGUUACUGGGGCCUGGGGAUUCGAUGUGGCUGAGUAUGCGUAUGUUUAUAACCAUUCGACGAAGAAGUUUGAUUAUGUGGGGAAAUGA